Molecule: messenger RNA, 489 nt
Organism: Saprolegnia diclina VS20
Lineage: Eukaryota; Oomycota; Saprolegniomycetes; Saprolegniales; Saprolegniaceae
Exons: 3
Coding region: 157-405 (82 amino acids)
Biological process (GO): mitochondrial translation
Cellular component (GO): mitochondrial small ribosomal subunit; mitochondrion
Molecular function (GO): structural constituent of ribosome
Source: RefSeq, a predicted model, not a curated record
GCCAUUAUCUGGUCGGCUGUAAUCUGAUAUACUGCAUUUCUAUUCGCUGUGUUUUUGAAUAUUAAGCCAAUCACGAUAGCCAUUCCGCCCAAUUUCAGCCAAUCCAGAUCGCAGCAUCGCUGAUCGACCAAACACCAGUCAUCAUCAUUUCCAAGCAUGGCCAACUUGUUCCAAGCGAUCUGCAGCAAGCGCAACUUUGGCGUCGGCCAGAAGGUCACCCGCGGGAUCUGGAAGCGCUUCGAGACGGCGGAAGCCUCGUCCUACGUCGAGAUCACGCGCGUUGCGCCGUCGCAGGACCUCAAGCACGGCAAGGCCUACGGCAUCAAGGUCUUUCGCGGCGUCAGCGAAGGCAAGGAGCGUCGUGUCGAUGGCGUCCUGAAGCGCGACUGGGCGGUCGUCGCAUAAGGAGGGUAGAACUUAUUAGAUUCGCCGCCGGCGCACACGCAUAAAUAACCGCUAGAUAAUAUGCACCGUGCUGCUUGGAGGACA